Molecule: messenger RNA, 1089 nt
Organism: Lottia gigantea (owl limpet)
Lineage: Eukaryota; Metazoa; Mollusca; Gastropoda; Lottiidae
Exons: 1
Coding region: 1-1089 (362 amino acids)
Source: RefSeq, a predicted model, not a curated record
AUGGCGGAUAAAAUGGCGCGAAGACGUUUGAAUCCCAAGAAAGUAGAUAAAAGUGUGAUAGAUUUACAAGAAAUUAUUGAGAAGUAUAUCUGGUCUACAGCCUACUCUAAUGAAGUUGGGAAGAUGAAAGCCUUCUUUACGCCCAAAAAACUUUAUGAUGUGGAUAUCAAGUGGACAUUCUUAGACAUUAAGCACUCGACACGAGAAAAAAUUCGAAAUGACGGCACGGAUUACGUGGUAACAAACGAUAAACGACGAAUUAAAGAUCAUUCUAAAGUUCUAGGGAAACCAGUAUCGUUGCAAAAGUCGCAUUAUGAAAAUGACACUAAAAAGUCACAAAAAUUUGCAUUUAGUUGCAAACGUCAGACGAAAGCGUCGACGUCAUUUUCGUUUCAGGAGACGUAUUCGAUUGGGGGCGAGGUCAAAGUGGAGGUCAAAGUUCCCGGUGAUAUUUGUUCUGUGAGUGCCGGGUCAGAUGGAAGGUUUACCAUCACCGAAGGGGAGACGCAGACAUUUGAGGACACCCUGGCCUGGGACGUGAACUCGGAAAUUAUUGUAAAGCCGGGAGAAAUGAUGGACGCUAAUCUAUUGGUGCGUGAAAAAACGACCGUAGCCGAUUUGACGGUGACGUCUGAAAUUAAAAUGAAGGAAGGAAAAUUACCGUACGUCAUCAGACGAAAAUCCGACAGAACAAUUAUGCUUGUGGGAGAACUGACGAACCUCGAAGCACCAUUCAGGAUCCAUCCUUUAUUCAAGGACAAGAAAAGGAUGAUGUUCAAAAACGAUGGACAGUUAAUGAUCCUUAAAUCUCGUGGCACGUGCAAAUCAGUGUCGUGGCUUCAACAAGAUAUCGACAUCCACUCAAGUAAAUCUAAAAAGAAAAGCGACACCUCCGACAAAGACAAUGGCGAACCCAUGACUAAAGAUGAUGAUGAUGAUGAUGAUGAUGAGGCCAUUACGGCAGCUCCUGAUGGUGGCGAUGAUGAUGAUGGCGACGACGAUGAUGAUGAUGAUGAUGAUGACGAUGAAAGUGAUGAAGAUAAAGACGAGGAUAAUGAUGAAGAUGGUGAUGGCAAUGAUGGAGAAUGA